Molecule: messenger RNA, 1922 nt
Organism: Pyrus x bretschneideri (Chinese white pear)
Lineage: Eukaryota; Viridiplantae; Streptophyta; Magnoliopsida; Rosales; Rosaceae
Product: serine carboxypeptidase-like 42
Exons: 10
Coding region: 68-1492 (474 amino acids)
Biological process (GO): proteolysis
Molecular function (GO): serine-type carboxypeptidase activity
Source: RefSeq, a predicted model, not a curated record
AUAAGAGUGAAUUGCCUAGGAAUUGAAAAAGGGGUGGAAUUUCUUAGAUAUUUUCGGACUUCUGGAGAUGGGUAGGUGUUGUUUUAGUGGGAUUUUGACUGUGUUGUUGGGGUGUGUGUGGUUGGUGCUGCUGGGUGCAGUGGAGGGAUACCCAGCAGAGGAUCUGGUAGUGAGUCUGCCUGGUCAGCCAAGUGUUGGGUUCAAACAGUAUGCCGGGUAUGUUGAUGUGGAUGUGAAAGCUGGGAGGAGUUUGUUUUACUACUUUGUUGAAGCAGAUAAGCAGCCUGACAGGAAGCCCCUCACUCUUUGGCUCAAUGGAGGUCCGGGGUGUUCUUCCAUCGGCGGAGGUGCCUUUACGGAGUUGGGUCCAUUUUAUCCAACAGGUGAUGGUAGAGGCCUCCGGAGAAAUAAAAUGUCAUGGAACAGAGCAUCAAAUCUCCUUUUUGUUGAGUCACCUGCUGGAGUAGGAUGGUCAUACUCGAAUACUAGUUCAGAUUAUAACUCUGGGGAUGCCUCAACUGCAAGAGAUAUGCACACAUUCUUGCUGAAAUGGUAUGAGAAGUUUCCAACAUUCAGAUCCCGAGAGUUGUUUCUUACCGGAGAAAGCUAUGCAGGGCACUACAUACCGCAAUUGGCCAUUGCCAUAUUAGACCAUAAUAAACAAUCAACUGGUUUCAAGUUCAAUCUUAAAGGGGUUGCUAUUGGGAAUCCACUGCUGAGACUUGAUCAUGAUGCUCGGGCAACAUAUGAAUACUUUUGGUCUCAUGGAAUGAUUUCUGAUGAAAUUGGCCUUACUAUCAUGAACGAAUGCGAUUUUGACUAUUAUUUCUCUGCAAAUACUCACAAUGUAAGUCUUGAAUGCAACAAAGCAGUAUCUCAAGCAAAACAAAUAGUUGGUGAUUACAUAAACGAUUACGAUGUGAUUCUUGAUGUUUGCUAUCCAUCUAUAGUGGAGCAAGAGUUACGACUGCGGAAAAUGGCUACUAAGAUAAGUGUUGGAGUUGAUGUAUGUAUGACGUAUGAAAGACGGUUUUAUUUGAACCUUCCUGAAGUUCAGGAAGCCCUUCAUGCAAAUCGUACAAACUUGCCUUAUACUUGGAGUAUGUGCAGUGGCAUUCUUAAUUACAGCGAUACUGAUUGGAACAUCAACAUCCUUCCCUUGCUCACAAGGAUAGUUCAAAAUCAUAUUCCCGUUUGGGUUUUCAGUGGGGAUCAAGAUUCUGUGGUACCAUUAUUGGGCUCCCGGACACUGAUACGUGAACUAGCACAUGACCUAAAGUUCCCGAUAACAGUCCCAUACGGAGCUUGGUUUCACAAGGGCCAGGUGGGCGGUUGGGCUACAGAGUACGGAAAUCUGUUGACAUUUGCCACAGUAAGGGGCGCUGCUCAUAUGGUCCCCUAUGCUCAACCUUCAAGAGCAUUGCGCCUCUUCAGUUCAUUUGUUCGUGGUCGAAGAUUGCCCAACACAACGCUUCCUUCCAUUUACGAGUAAACAAGUUAUGGGAAUUGGUACAAUGUAGCGGUAGAAGCUACUAGGUUCAGAAAUUCAUUUCUUUACCGCAAGGGCAAUAAAGAAAGUUGAUUUGUUUUUGGCAAGAGUACGGAAAAAAAAGAGGGAUGGGCGAUAAGUGUAUAAAAGAAGAUUUCAACGGCAUCUGCAAAAGCAUUCAUUUGAGGCCAAUCAAGAAACUCUGCAAAAACAUUUCAUCGAUAGCUCGUGUUUUUCAUGGAGUGUGUUGACAAUCACUUAACUUUUGUGUUUGAAUCAUACAAAAUGAAACUGGGAAUCCCAUUCAAGUGGCAGUCUUACGGUAGAAAUUGAUCGGCCGGAUGAGUUUGUAACAAUGGUCAGAUGUAUCAACCCAAGAAAUGGACAAACACGAGGUUUCUAAAAGAAAUAAAUGUUCAUGAUUAUAAUCAAA